This is a messenger RNA of Panthera uncia (snow leopard), 960 nucleotides long. RefSeq names its product olfactory receptor 1038. Gene Ontology annotation, biological process: sensory perception of smell; G protein-coupled receptor signaling pathway. NCBI's taxonomy places the organism in Eukaryota, Metazoa, Chordata, Mammalia, Carnivora, Felidae. Bases 1 to 960 code for a protein of 319 amino acids. The transcript has a single exon. Gene Ontology annotation, cellular component: membrane. The record is from RefSeq and is a predicted model, not a curated record. Gene Ontology annotation, molecular function: odorant binding; G protein-coupled receptor activity; olfactory receptor activity.
AUGGCUGAGACCAAUAUCACCCAUGUCACUGAAUUCAUUCUCCAGGGAAUCACAGACCAACCAGAGCUUCAGGCCCCAUGCUUUGUGGUGUUUUUCAUCAUCUAUCUGGUCACAGUGCUGGGCAACCUGGGGUUGAUAACUUUAAUCAGGAUUGAUGCUCGACUCCACUCGCCUAUGUACUAUUUCCUCAGUCACUUGGCCUUUGUUGACCUUUGCUACUCCUCUGCUAUCACACCAAAGAUGAUGGUGAAUUUUGUUGUGGAAAUCAACACUAUUCCUUUCUAUGCUUGUGCAACACAACUGGGCUGCUUUCUCACCUUCAUGAUCACCGAGUGUUUCCUGUUGGCUUCUAUGGCCUAUGAUCGCUACGUGGCCAUCUGUAGUCCCCUGCACUAUUCAACCCUGAUGUCAAAAAGACUCUGCAUUCAAUUAGUGGCAGUUCCAUAUAUAUACAGCUUUCUGGUUGCCCUAUUCCAUACCAUUAUCACCUUCCAUCUAACUUACUGUGGCCCCAAUGUAAUUAACCAUUUCUACUGUGAUGACCUUCCUCUCUUGGCUCUGUCCUGCUCAGACACACACGUGAAGGAAAUUCUGAUCUUUGCCUUUGCUGGUUUUGAUAUGAUCUGCUCCUCUUCCAUUGUUCUCACCUCCUACAUCUUUAUCAUUGCUGCCAUCUUAAGGAUCCGCUCUACUCAGGGGCGACGCAAGGCCAUUUCCACCUGUGGCUCCCAUAUGGUGACUGUCACUAUUUUCUACGGCACCUUGAUCUUUAUGUACCUACAGCCCAAAUCAAAUCACUCCCUGGACACGGACAAAAUGGCGUCUGUAUUCUACACGGUGGUGAUCCCGAUGUUGAACCCCCUGAUCUAUAGUCUAAGGAACAAAGAGGUUAAAGAUGCCUCAAGGAAAGCCUUGGAUAAAGGUUGUGAAACCUUAAAGCUGUUAAAGUUAAGAAAAUAA